UUCCAACAUUCAAACUACCAAUAGAGAAAAAAAACAAAGAGAGAGAGAGAGAAAAACAAAUUAAAGGUUUUUUUUUUCAAGUCCUCUAGGCAUUUUUCGCCCAUCAUAAUCUCAUAUCAUAUAUAUUUUUUUCCCUUGAUUUCUUCUUUUAUUUGUUCUUCAUAUAUGCAUGCUUUUUUUGCAUGCAUAUAUAUAAGAAAAGAUAAAUAAAAGUUGAAGAUAUUAAUGGAGAAUCCAAUUAAAAUGAGAUAGAAAAAGCUUAUAUCCUUUAUCAUCACCUUUGUUUAUGCAUGGCUUAAGCAUUUAUCUUAAAAGGCAAAGGAAUCAGUUCUUGUCAUUGGAGUGGUCCUUCUAUCCUUGUUCUAUUUCAUAUCUAUUAUUAGCCUUUUGGGCCUUUACAAUCUAUACAAUGGCAACCAAAGUGAAGGGGAUUUACAAAUAUAUCACAAAUAUUUUUGUUGUUAAUAAGGAGAGGGAGUUGGAAAUUGGAUGUCCAACUGAUGUUAAACAUGUGGCACAUAUUGGUUGGGAAGGUCCCUCUGGAGGUGCACCUACUUGGAUGAAAACAUUCAAGGCUGGGCCUGAAUUUGCAGCAACUUCUUUUGGUAACUCUGGGUCUGCUAUUUCUUCAUGGUCAUCUCAAGGUUGCGGAGAAUCAACAAGGCAACUAACAACAGCUAACAUUUACAAAGGCAUUUCAACUUCAGACGUUGCUAGUCCUCCGAAGAAACACAGACGUAGGAAGCCUAAGUCGACUACUUCCUCACCAAAAUCAAGUUCACCAUCCGCGCUAAGAUCAUCGCGAGCUACUAAACACAAGGCCAAAGUUGUUGAAGGCAAUAAUUCACCAACAGCCAUAGAAGUGUCUUAACUAUGUGUUACAAGUUAAAAGAAUGCAGUUCAAAAGCACAAUGUCAUUGCAUAGUAUAUAUAUAUAUAUAUAUCAUAGUUGUUUGAAAGUCCUCAGAAUGUUAAAAUCAGACUAAGAUAUACUUGGAAGUGCGAGGGUAGAAAGUUAUGUAAAUGUAGAGGGGCUAGAUAUGGCAAAAACAAAGGAAAAAAAAAUUCUAUCAAAAUUCAGAA
Messenger RNA from Capsicum annuum, 1083 nucleotides. Its product is annotated as CRIB domain-containing protein RIC10-like. Lineage: Eukaryota; Viridiplantae; Streptophyta; Magnoliopsida; Solanales; Solanaceae. The coding region runs from base 287 to 871 and encodes 194 amino acids. The transcript has 5 exons. The record is from RefSeq and is a predicted model, not a curated record.